Messenger RNA from Peniophora sp. CBMAI 1063, 357 nucleotides. The record is from the annotation of a GenBank genome assembly. Lineage: Eukaryota; Fungi; Basidiomycota; Agaricomycetes; Russulales; Peniophoraceae.
AUGACUAUGGAAGGCGGGGACUACCUGCUCUCCCUUGCCCUCCAGCCCACUCUUAGCUCAUCGCUUUCACCUGAGCUCCUUCUUACGAUGCCGAACAAUAGCCACCACGGUUCUUACCAGUACCAGUCUUCGGGCACGAACAGCCAGGGCAAUCACUACUGCUCGCGCUCGUACGAUAAUGGCGGUACCGGCUAUCACUACACGAACUCCGAUGGGAUCCUCGACGUAUACGGCUCCCAAUGGUUAUACCCACAAGUCCUCAUCAAAGUGAAGAAAGGAUACUUACUCGAGUGUCAGGCUCGGAAGUAUGCAGUGGCAUCGGCUGGUAGUUUGAAAGCAUGCGUGUACGAUAUGUGA